Molecule: messenger RNA, 1215 nt
Organism: Leishmania braziliensis MHOM/BR/75/M2904
Lineage: Eukaryota; Euglenozoa; Kinetoplastea; Trypanosomatida; Trypanosomatidae
Exons: 1
Coding region: 1-1215 (404 amino acids)
Cellular component (GO): cytoplasm
Source: RefSeq, a predicted model, not a curated record
AUGAGUCCCCUCGAGGUACUCUCCGAGAUGAAAAUGGUGAACGACUGUCUUCAGCUCCUCUCGGAGCAGCUGCACAUGUGGGUAGAGAUGAGCUCUCCUGCAGCCACAUGUGCGUCACGGUUUCUAAUCGCUACUAAUGCAUGCGGAUCAGACGCGCACGGCUAUUCUGCAAACUUCGGAGCAACACAAGCUGCACUGCCAUGGUGCGUAGCUUCAGAGCGCGAAGCGCUAUACUGCCUCCAAUCCGUCAUGGAUAACGCACGGCGCUUCCUUAUUCAAUCUCAGAGUGAGCUGUGGACUGUGCUGAGUCUGAGAGCCGCCACCACGAGUCCCAGCACCGCUACAUCUGGCCAAGCGUCGUGCGGAAUAAGCUGCGCAGAGUCUCUCUCUGAUGAGGCGAAACGGUGCAUUGAUGCAUGGGUCUGCCCAAGUGACGCUGAGCAGACUGAAGUUCCUCUAAUGCGUGUUAUGAAGCGUUCGCCUUCGCGUUCGGCGCCGGCGCUCACCCCUGAACGCAUUGAGGUGCGGGACACGAGCAGAACUCCUGCGAAUGCUAUCGUUACCUCACGUCGGCUCCCCGACCGUGUCGCGGAUCACCUGAGUCGACGUUCGUGGCCAGCGACGCAGUUCUGUUACAUGACGCACGUGGAGUUCAAGCGUGGGCGUCUGCGUCGUUUUCUGAGCCCGGUGACAGUGACGGCAGGCACGUACGUCAUUGUACCUGGCGACCGCGGGUACGAUUGCGGGCUUGUGGUGCAGUGUGCUUUGUGGAAUCCUCACAAGCAGGCCUACGAGCUGGAAACCCUUCAGUCGCUUGACCCUGGAGUGUUGCCCCCGGGGGACUUUGGACCUAUCAUGGAAAUCAUCCGUGUUGCCACAGACAUGGAGGUGCACCGUCUGCAUCGUGAGCAUGUCCGCAUGGAGCGGCUCGCCCUCACCGCGUGCCGCGACAUUGCCGAUCGUCUCCACCUUCCGAUGGAGGUGCUGGACUGCGAGUACCAAUACGACGGGACAAAGAUCAGCUUCUUCUUCGACUCUACCGAAGUAAUUGACUUUCGCCAACUCAAUAAGGAGCUGUUUCGCAUCUUCAACGCGCGUAUCUGGAUGCAAAACACGAACGCGGCAGUGCGCAAUGAGGCUCCGCGAGGUCUGGUGGCGCGACGGCAAAUGCACGGCUUUCGCUCAGAAUUUAAAGGCACCUCGUCGAGGCACUGA